AUGGCUUUUGGUGAUUGCCUGUCUGGGAGAUACAAGGGGCCCUGUGCAGUUUGGGACAAUGAAACGUGCCGUAGGGUCUGCAAGGAGGAAGGUAGGGGUCGUGUUAGUGGCCAUUGCAGUUCCAGACUCCAGUGUUGGUGUGAAGGAUGCUGA
Molecule: messenger RNA, 153 nt
Organism: Acanthoscelides obtectus
Lineage: Eukaryota; Metazoa; Arthropoda; Insecta; Coleoptera; Chrysomelidae
Source: the annotation of a GenBank genome assembly